CUCUUUGCCCACAUAACGAGCGCGUUGAUUGUGCUUUCUCCGCCGGUAGAUACACUUGGCAACGCACGGGACGAGUUUACUUUAAGCGGAAACGACGGCGUUGACGGAAGCAUCUCCAGCAGCACUCACACGGCUCGACUGAGCAGCAUGGACACCGCCAGUCCACCACUGUCGCCCGUGCGACAAUAUAUGGUGUCUCCCCUCGACACGUCCCCAUCACGAUCCUCGUACCGCGAACAUCUCCGUCGACGAACGAGCAGCUUCUCUUCGAAUCACGACCGGAGUCCUACCACACCCAAGUCGCGGCACAGAUUCAGCAACGCGUCACAAUUGUCUGCAGAUUUUCCAGGCUCGCCGGUGGAUGAAGGUGGCGGCCUUGGAGGAACGGGAAAUCUUGCUGAUGAGCUCGAUCAGCUGGACGAAGACGAAGACUUCGACGAGGGCCCGACUGAAGAGGGCCUCCAGGCUGACGGGGAGGAGCAAAGUCGCGACAGCGGAAUCGACGUGAGUUACGCUCAGUCAACGAAGACGCCCAACGCUGGAAGUGGCCAGCAUGUACGCAACUUUUCAAAGCCUUUCGGCGGAGGGGAUGACGAGCGGUCGCCCACCGAAACCCGAGUAUCAGAGCCGCAGGAUGACAUGGACAUUGAGGAUAGAUUCUCGUUGGAAUUGGAAGACCUGAUGAACACAAUAGCACGCAUGACCAGCUAUACCUCCACGUCAGAGGAUCCGCUCGUUCCUCGAACCAUCCUGCAACUGCAGGACCUAGGCAACCAGACUAAUCUCGAAGCCGGUGCACAUCGACUGACGACUGGCACGAACAGCCUGACCUCGCAUCUUUCAACGCAAGCCAAGGCAAUGCAGACAACCACGCACAGCCUGUUCCCCGUGGUCGCCGGCUUUGCAGCACCAUUGGAUCCUGCACUGAUUGACGAAACACUUCCUCUGAUGGACGCUUUAAAGGAGAGCAUACCUCAGCCGGAUAUUGUGGUUGUCCAAAAGCUUCAGAAACUCGAACGAGAGACAAUGGAGGUCAUUGCAACUUUGUCUCAACUUACAGACACAUUGCAGAUGGGCAAACAGAUCACCAACUCGGCAGCCAGGCAUCUCCGGACAACACAGACCAUGGUGGUUGGACUACGACGUGAACGAGAGAGAGCUGAGAAUGCCCGAGUGGAUCUGCAGCAGAAUGGCUGGGUCGAAAAAAUUCAAGAUAGAUGGUGUGGAGGACAGUGCAAGGACAUCAUAUCUGGUUUCGAAGCUCGGUGCGACACGCUGAGAGGAGAGCUGGAAGUCGCCAUAAAUGCUGGCGCGUGACCAACGAUGCUACAUUGUACAAGAUGGAGCCCUUUUGCUGGGAAUGAUUGCUGCACAAUUUGAGCCUGAUACUUCUUGUCAGCGUUUUCAACAGAUACCCCGACGGAUUGAUUGGUUGUUACUUUUGUGGCGUUUUGGGGCUAAUGGAGAGGAAAGGAAUACUAUGCUGACCGGUAGGAUCGCAUAUCACUGGGCUGCUUCAAGCUCGAUAUACAGUGGAAGACUUGGAAUGGGAACGCCUAUCAAAGGCACGAUAAUUUCGGGGGCAAUGUAGAGAUAGAGGAGUCCGAGAGGCAUGGACAGAGGUAGCAACGGAAGUUGGCCUCACAGCGCUUGCAGACAGCAAGGCGCUCGUCGAGAGCUCUCACAUGUCUCACGCUUUGGUCGCAUGCACAGCAAAGGC
Messenger RNA from Cercospora beticola, 1720 nucleotides. RefSeq lists its product as uncharacterized. NCBI's taxonomy places the organism in Eukaryota, Fungi, Ascomycota, Dothideomycetes, Mycosphaerellales, Mycosphaerellaceae. The record is from RefSeq and is a predicted model, not a curated record.